UCAGAGAAGCAUGAUGAAAAGGCGAACCCAACCAUCCAUUACAAAAAGCUGAUCAGUUCAAUACCUGACUACUUACAGUAAGACAGUGUACAAACCUAUUGAAACGUAAACAUAUUACUGCGUUGUAGAUACCAGGAAAUAUCGCUAUAUAGCUUUUCCAACGAGAACUGUUGGUCCCUCGGCUCGCAUCAUACCGUUUGGUCUGCUAGGCUAGCUAGCUAGCUCACCCAACCAGCAUCUCCAGUCCGAAGCAUUUGCCGGGUGUGUCUCCAGAUCUUCCCCAGAUAUGGACAACAAUGCCCCCGGAUCGGGAGGGAAAGGUGGCUUCGGGAGUCUCUUUGGCGGAAGCGAAUACUCCAACACAGAACUCGCCGGUGUCCCAUUGACCGGAAUGAGCCCCCUGUCACCUUAUCUCAAUGUCGACCCCCGCUACCUCGUACAGGACACAGAUGAGUUCAUUCUGCCCACCGGGGCCAGCAAAACCAGGGGGAGGUUUGAACUGGCCUUUUUCACCAUUGGGGGCUGCUGCAUCACAGGAGCUGCGUUUGGGACAGUGAAUGGUCUGAGGAUGGGGUUGAAGGAUACAAGAGAAAUGGGCUGGACUAAACCUCGCAACGUCCAGAUUCUCAACAUGGUGACCAGACAAGGUGCAUCGUGGGCCAACACACUGGGCUCUGUUGCAUUGUUGUACAGUGUAUUUGGCGUUGCCAUAGAGAAGGCUAGAGGAGCAGAGGAUGAUAUCAACACUGUGGCUGCUGGGACACUCACAGGCAUGCUCUUCAAAUCCACAGGAGGGCUGAAGGGAGUGGCGCGUGGUGGUCUGGUGGGGUUAGCCUUGUCCGGGGCCUAUGCUCUCUACAGCAACUGGGACCAUAUCAGAGGCGGCUCCUCUUCAAGUCUCUACUGAACACGUCCCUGUCUGUUCGGUUUCAUCCAAAAUGGCACCCUCUUCCCUCCCUCCAGAUCCUCAGGGAAUAGGGUGCCAGUAGUCAAACCCCUCCCA
Messenger RNA from Oncorhynchus nerka (sockeye salmon), 1003 nucleotides. RefSeq names its product translocase of inner mitochondrial membrane 23 homolog a (yeast) (gene timm23a). The record is from RefSeq and is a predicted model, not a curated record. Lineage: Eukaryota; Metazoa; Chordata; Actinopteri; Salmoniformes; Salmonidae. Gene Ontology annotation, biological process: protein import into mitochondrial matrix. The transcript has 7 exons. Bases 287 to 907 code for a protein of 206 amino acids. Gene Ontology annotation, cellular component: mitochondrial inner membrane; TIM23 mitochondrial import inner membrane translocase complex. Gene Ontology annotation, molecular function: transmembrane protein transporter activity.